This is a messenger RNA of Angiostrongylus costaricensis, 1353 nucleotides long. Lineage: Eukaryota; Metazoa; Nematoda; Chromadorea; Rhabditida; Metastrongylidae. The record is from the annotation of a GenBank genome assembly.
AUGACCCGCGGGUACGGUUCGGUCUGUGAGAGCGCCACGGGCGAUGACCUAGACGUUCGAUUGACCGCCGUUCGUAUCGAGAGUGGCUCAUUUUCACUUCGAGUCGAACUCCUCAUGUGUUCGAAAACGAUUUUCGAUAAUCCUGAUCCUGAAGAUCUCAGCUUUGACUUCUCCUUAGAGAAUACUGGAUGCUUGAUCACUGUGAGGAACUACAGAGAUUUCAACGAUGACUCUGCAAAAAAGCUGUUUCCUCGUAGUUCAGCUGACUAUGUACCUUCAGCUACACUGGUUGCCGCCGUUCCAAGUGAGAAGACAGAUGACCUUAGAUUUGUAGAUUGCAUGGCUCGUGUAGUUGCUGUUAUUGAUAUGUACGAAUGGAUGCUGGCUGCCUGCUGGGAUGGUGAUAGAAGCAAACCACCAAUUCCACUUUAUCUCUACAGAGCUAGACUAAGGAUUCAAUGUCUGCAUGAUUUCUUUUGCAUUGAGAAGCAUAUAGAAAAGUUUGAAGACGAUCUAGAGAUUUCUAAUGUGAGAAGUGCUCCACAAUGGGAAGUCGCGCUUAUGGAGCAUAUCGAUGAAGUUCUGAUCGCUUUGGAUAAAAUUGCAAACGCUGGUGAAAAGGUGGAAGAGGCUUUUGAAGUUGCAGUGGAAAUCCGGCAGUGCCUCAUUGAAGGCAAGAGCUGUAGCGAAGAUCUGUUGUCUUCACUUGUUAUGAAGCGCACUUCAUCUCCUUCCACCUCGUCAGCGCCGGGACUUCUGUCACCAGAUAGUGGACGUCCAAGUAGUAACGAAUCAAGUGGUAAUGCUACUACAGCUGUCAACGAAAAGCAGUUGUUAUGCGACGCACAGCAAAAAGUUAGCGCAGCUGGGUUAGAGCAGUGUGGAGUUACUCAGCCUGUUCAAAGCCUGACAAGUGAAUCAUUCUUGCUUCCACCUAGUACCUCUCUUGCAACAGCAGCUUCGUCCGUUCAAGCUAUUGUGCCAUCGACUAGCUUCUCUACACCUACCACAACCUUAUCCAUUCCUAAGGUGCCUCAACCACCACCUCUUAACCUCGACGAGCAGUCUCUGUUGGCUCUAUUGAAAGAGAAGAUUCAACUUGGCGACGUGCGUAUAACCCUACUGAACAUGCUUGCAACAGAUGGAACUUCUCAUUACCAUGUGGGGAAUUCACUUCCAGCAGCCAUCGAAGUAGGUUGUGCAGAACUUGGGAACAUAAUGCGUUUAUGCAAUCCAGUUGAUCCCGCUAGCCAAAUAGCCACACUAGCCGCUGCCAUGGGACUUAAUCCAGCACCGUUCACUACUAUGAUCCAGGUUGUUUUGUUCUGCUUGUUAUUGUUGUUUCUAUUUUAA